AUUGAUUCAAAAAUUAAAUUAAAUGACUUCUAAAAUUACAAGCCCAGAGGCAAAUAAUUUAGACAAUUAGAUCUAACAUUUAUACUAAUGCAAGCCACUUCCUGAAUAGGAUGUCAAACAAUUAUGUGAAAAGGCAAAAGAAAUUUUAAUCGAAGAAUCAAAUGUGUAACCAGUCCGAGCUCCAGUGAUCAUUUGUGGUGACAUUCACGGUCAAUUCCAUGAUUUGAUGGAAUUAUUUAAAAUAGGUGGCAAAGCACCAGAUACAAAUUAUCUAUUCAUGGGUGAUUACGUAGAUAGAGGACAUCAUUCAGUCGAAUGUGUAACACUACUUGUGCUAUUGAAAAUUCGUCAUAGAGAUAGAAUCACAAUCCUAAGAGGAAAUCACGAAUCAAGACAAAUUACAUAAGUUUACGGUUUCUAUGAUGAAUGCUCAAGAAAGUACGGCAAUAGUAAUGUGUGGAAGUACUUCACCGAACUCUUUGAUUACUUACCCUUGACUGCAGUUGUUGAAUCUCAAUUUUUCUGUUUGCAUGGUGGUAUCUCACCUUCAAUUGACACCUUGGAUCAUAUUCGAUAGUUAGAUAGAGUGCAGGAAGUCCCACAUGAAGGACCCAUGUGCGAUUUACUAUGGAGUGAUCCUGAUGACAGAUCUGGAUGGGGAAUAUCACCCAGAGGAGCUGGAUAUACUUUUGGAUAGGAUAUCUCUGAGUAAUUCAACCACAAUAACAAAUUAAAGAUGAUUGCAAGAGCACAUCAAUUGGUCAUGGAUGGUUAUUCCUUGGCUCACGAUAGAAAUGUUGUGACUAUUUUCUCUGCUCCCAAUUAUUGUUACAGAUGUGGCAAUCAAGCUGGAAUUAUGGAAGUGGAUGAGAAUCUAAGACAAACAUUCAUCCAAUUUGAUCCAGCACCCAGAUCAGAAAAUGAGACAGUUCCAAAAAGAGUACCAGAUUAUUUCUUAUGAUUAUUAAUAUACAUAAAAAUCAGUUUC
Molecule: messenger RNA, 988 nt
Organism: Paramecium tetraurelia
Lineage: Eukaryota; Ciliophora; Oligohymenophorea; Peniculida; Parameciidae
Exons: 7
Biological process (GO): mitotic cell cycle; peptidyl-serine dephosphorylation
Cellular component (GO): cytosol
Molecular function (GO): protein serine/threonine phosphatase activity
Source: RefSeq, a predicted model, not a curated record